This is a messenger RNA of Rotaria sordida, 312 nucleotides long. The record is from the annotation of a GenBank genome assembly. NCBI's taxonomy places the organism in Eukaryota, Metazoa, Rotifera, Eurotatoria, Philodinida, Philodinidae.
AUGGAUCGAAACUUUCACCCAUUAAAAGGCGAUGAUCAUGAACUUUAUGGACGACAUGCGAAAGGUAUUGAAAAGAAAGUACGUGAAACAUUUCCAUCGAUUCCAUCUAAUUUUGUAUUGAAACCAGUAACUAUUCGCAAAACACAUGGAUGCGGUAUGUUUUACGAUUUUAUGAUUGCUUUACCUGAUGGUAAAUUUGCGAAAGUUUCAUUUCAUUCAGGUGGUCAUCCAAUACAACGAGCUCCUGGUGAACCAGAACCAGAGGAACAUUAUAACGUUGAUGAAACGCCAACGUCAUCAGAAUACGAGUGA